This is a messenger RNA of Pungitius pungitius (ninespine stickleback), 2737 nucleotides long. RefSeq names its product solute carrier family 19 member 1 (gene slc19a1). Gene Ontology annotation, molecular function: folate:monoatomic anion antiporter activity; folic acid binding. Lineage: Eukaryota; Metazoa; Chordata; Actinopteri; Perciformes; Gasterosteidae. Gene Ontology annotation, biological process: folate transmembrane transport. The record is from RefSeq and is a predicted model, not a curated record. The transcript is spliced from 7 exons. Gene Ontology annotation, cellular component: plasma membrane; apical plasma membrane; basolateral plasma membrane. Bases 624 to 2351 code for a protein of 575 amino acids.
CUGCAUCCACCGUUAACCCGGUUUCUCGUGCCCGAAAAUGAUAAAUGAUGAGUCGGUGCUUUCAUAGCAGAAGGCCAGCGUGUCGUGCGCGUUACUCGUGCUGUCAGCGGCUUUCUUUGAAUAGUGUCAUUUCCAGACAAAUAAAACCGACGCGAGUGCCUUAAUCUCUAGUAUUACUUUUAAAUCGCACGUACCGUUAGCAAGCUAGCUCAGCUAACUCGGGCUCACGUCGCACACGUGUCCAAACGUCGCUGCUGUGUGGCGAUCGUGUGCGGGUCGUUGUGACGUAACAACCCGACCGGUUUAGGACGUUGGCAGCUAACCAAGCAGUCAUUGUGUCUCUGGUAUGCCAACAGCGGCAACACAACGAGGGGCUUGUGUCUGUUAUUUACAUUAAAAUAGUCUAAAUGUCCCGUGACUUUACUCGGGGCGUGUGAUUCAAUCCGCAGGCGGGUUUCACUUAUUUCAAACUAGGCGCAAUAUUUCUCAUUUUAAAUUUGCUUUGAUUUCUUCAAAAUAUUGUAUGAUCAAACAAUACAAAUACUCUAGUUUAGGGUCAUGAAACUUGUGAGAGGUUAACAAUGACCCUGGACCCGGCUGCUGGAUAGCACGCUGUCAGAAAAAUGGAGCAAAGGUCAUCGUCCCGUCUAUUAAGAAGUGAAAACAAAAACAAAAACAAAUCCUCACAUGGUGAUUUGACCGUGCAGGAAAAGUUUCCCUCCGCCUCACAGAGUGGCCCCGCUCGCACCAUGGCCAUGACCUCGGAUGACGCCGCGGGAAGCCGGGAGCGAUCAGAGGGCGAGAAGGAGACGGAUCGGGAGGAGGACGGCGGAGGACACGGCGACGCAGACGUGGAGAUGGUCGCGUCCCAGGGUCCGUCUCCCCCCGACGGUCCCUCGGGGGAGGCCGAGGAGCCCACUAAGUGGAAGGGGGCCGUGAUUUUCUUGUGUUUCUACGGGUUUAUGGCGUCGAUAAAGCCCGGUGAGCCCUUCAUCACACCCUAUCUACUCAGCCCCGAGAAGAACUUAACCAGGGAACAGGUGACCAACGAGAUCACGCCUGUGCUGACCUACUCCUACAUGGUGGUGCUGGUGCCGGCCUUCCUGCUGACGGACCUGCUGCGCUACAAGCCGGUCCUCGUCAUCCAGGGCGUGAGCCAGGUGGUGAUCUGGCUCAUUCUGCUGCUGUGCACGGGCCUCCUGGAGAUGCAGUUCAUGGAGUUCUUCUACGGCAUCACCAUGGCCUGCCGCGUGGCCUACUCCUCCUACAUCUUCUCCCUGGUCAGCCCGGCCCUGUACCAGCGCGUGGCCGGGUACUCGCGCUCCGCCGUCCUCCUGGGGGUGUUCACCAGCUCGGUGCUGGGCCAGCUUCUCAUCAGCUUUGGGGAGGUCAGCUUCUACACCCUCAGCGCCGUGUCGCUGGGCUUCGUCAGCUUCGGGCUCACGCUCUCCGCGUGCCUGCCCUGGCCCAAGCGCUCGCUGUUCUUCAACCGGGCGCGGCUCCGGGAGCAGAAGGAGGCGGCCGCACUGGCCGCCCGAUCGGAGCUGGACAGGAUGAACCCGAAGGAGGGCGCCGCGUCCCCGGCGGCGGGCCCCUCCCCGUGCUGGAGGGACUCUGUUUUUGUGCAGAUGCUGCUGGAGGUGAGAAAUGUGGCGAGGAGGCCCAACCUGAGGCUCUGGUCCCUGUGGUGGGUGUUCAACUCCACCGGGUACUACCUGGUGCUGUUCUACGUUCACAUCCUGUGGAACAAAGUCUAUCCGGCCACUGAGAACAAGAACGUUUACAACGGGGGAGUGGAGGCAGCUUCUACCCUGCUGAGCGCGCUGACUUCCUUCGCCGCCGGCUACGUGAAGAUCCGCUGGGACGUGUGGUCCGAGCUGGUCAUCGCCGCCAUCACGGCGCUGCAGGCGGGUCUGCUGCUGCUCAUGGGCACCACGGACAACAUCUGGGUGUGCUACAUGGCCUACGUGCUCUUCAGAGGCUUCUACCAGUUUCUGGUGCCGAUUGCCACUUUCCAGAUCGCCUCGUCGCUGACCAAGGAGCUGUGCGCCUUGGUGUUCGGAAUCAACACUUUUCUGGGGACCAUCCUGAAGAGCAUCAUCAACCUGAUCUUCUCUGACCGGAGGGGCCUGGGCUUGGACGUGCACGCUCAGUUCCUAGUGUACUUCAUCUACUACACCAUCCUCACCGUCGUCUACUUCGUCUGUGCUGCCGUGGUCAUCGUCCGUCACUAUAGAAACCAGCGGCGAGGAGGCGGCGGGGACGACCUGCCGGUGGCCUCCACCGAGCUCCGCCCCGUUGCCGCCGAGGCCGAGCCCCUUUCCAACGGCAGCGGGGCCAAAGCGCAGUGACGAGCCCAUAAACUGCUCCUCGCCGACCACACACACACACACACACACACACACACACACACACACACACACACCAGCUGCUCAGCCUUGAACCACAGAACCACAACCAUAGAAGUGCCUCUUCUGCUGCACUGCGCCGGUUAUGCCCCUCCCCCCCCCGUAGAGACGGCUGUCAGUCUGUGGGAUCCGGAUGUGACCAUGGGUGUAAUGGCGGAGCAGAGCACCUGUUUGUAUUCCUUUAGCGUACUAAUUUGUGAUGUGUUUCACACCUGUUGUGACCUCACAGGGCUAGGACUGUUGUUCAGUACACGGUUUACUUUCUGUAUCGAUAAAUCAGUUAUGAUUUUCAUAAUCAGAGUAUGACAUUUCGGUAUCGAUAAUCGAAU